GGUGGCGGCUGGGCCUGACACAAGUUGGGGAAUGUAUUUGCAAAGCAUGCCCGCGCAGAAUUUUGGUGUGUCAUUCUCCACCUCACGGCCCACCACUGAUGGAAUCGCGCCGGCGAACAUCACCAUUCUGCCGAUCAUUGUGAGCUUCCCAACCACCAAGGCAAUCCGUGUGACUGCGCCGGCGGGCUACGAGUGGGACUUCGAGCAGGUCGAUUUCAGGUAUCAAGCUCCAGGUGUGGGAGUGAACCCCUUGAACGUCGUGGAGGGCGCCGAGGCUGACAUUCCCAUCAGCGGCAAGCCGGCUCGGCCGAACUCGGAGCCGAAGAACGUCUUGACCAUGGACUACAUGCAGCUGCCAUGGCAGCCCGGCUUGAUCUAUGGCUUUGCCUGUAAGAUUCGCAUCCCCAUGGUGCCUCCCACUGGCUCGGCAAACUUCUUCACUAUCGAGUUUGGAUACAACGAGGAUAUGGAAGAGAACCGCUUGGAAGCCGGCACCGCCGCGGCGCCCACCGUGCAGCGCUUGAUCAACGGCGCCAUUACCUACACCACCAGCAUUAUCGCCCUGGCGGUGGAUAUUACCUUCAGCGUCCGGACCAUCACGAACAUCCCAGAGGGUGGCGGCCUGGUGAUCAUUGGGCCUCCGAACUUCCUCUUCAACACCUACUGCCAGCCGAAGCCCGCGACCGACUAUCCGGAGCUGCCCUACGAUUCUACUUGCCUCUACAUGCCCAUCACAGCCACUGGAGAGCCCAAGAUCGAGAUCGUUGCGGGUCCCAAUGGCAUCCCCGCCCAGCGUUACCAGUUCUCCCUUGCAGCCCAAAACCCACCGCAGGUGGUCUCCCUUGCAGAAGCUGGGAUUUGGACCUUCCUCUCCUACAGCCUGAUCUCGGAAGCCAUCGUCUUGGACCAGAACACCACGGUGCCCAGCUACGCAGUGGCACGGUCCAUGGUGUCGGCGGGCUUGGUGAUGUGGCCCAAAAAGGAGUGUGACUUCAUCACCCUGGAGGCACGUUCCAUCGACGACACCUUGCCCGAGACCUUCUGCGACUUCGAGCAUUGGCAGUUCUACCCACCAAGGGGCUAUCGUGAUGACCGUCCGAAUCGUCCAACUCAGCUGAUCUUCAAGAUGCAGCUGAACGCCAAUGUGGAAACCACCGGGGUUCUCACUGUGCGAGCCCCCGUGGGCUAUGUCUUUGAUGCCGAGUGUCGCGUGGUCACGUAUCCCUCGUCUCGGAUCUUCAACGACUCUGCGUUGGAUGGAACGCUCCCAUCUGUGCCGGCCAAUGUGCCCCUGGAUCCGGCCCUUCCGCAUACAAUCGGCCCGCCGGAGCAGCGAACCUAUGCCCAGCGGUACAAUCCUUGGCCGGCUGGUGUGGGGACGCUGAGCUGCCUUGGACGAGACAACGAGGCGCAGAUCACCUUUGAAGCAGGCCUUCAGCUUUUCCAGAGCUACCUGUUCCGCUUGGCUGUGCUGCGGAACCCUCCAGUGACACCGGAGUACAACUACUUCCUGCUGGAGUACAAUGGUGAGGCUUCGCUGCCCUUCCCUGGUGUGAACAUUUGGGCCUUUGGCGACACCUCCAUUUUGCCCACCACCACGGCAGCCUCGCGCGCGGACUAUCAGACCCUCAACGAGGUGACCAUCAUGUUGAGACCGGUGAAUUCGGUCCCCUUUGGCGGGCACUUGAGGAUCACCGCCCCGAGUGGCUUCACCGUCCCGACGGCCUGCAAAAUGACGCUGAAAGUGCAUGAGACGGACAUGCCCAACAUCUCAGCAUACCCGGCGGGCACUCCACGUUUCCAAGUCUUGCAGUGGGCGGAGUUCUUGGACAGCGACCUCACCUGUGAGGGUGAUCAGACGCCCUCGAGCCGUGGGAGGUUGCAGCUGUUGCGAAAUAGCAAGUACAUGCAAGGGCAGACCCUCUACGUGAUGACGCUGCUGGUGGUGAACCCACAGACCACCUCUGCCGUGCCCGAAGACUGGCAUGUGCAGUCCUAUUCAGAUUUGACUGUGAACAACAUUAUUGAUGAGAGCUACAUCCCGGGGUUCGUGGUAAACACCGCCGUGCAGUCCUUCGCCUAUUUGAAGCCGGAAUCGACCAACGCCUUGGUGAAGCAGAGGCUGGACUUUAACCUGUCCUUCCCAGACACCGUGGCCAUUGGAGAUCGGAUCCAAAUCGUCGCGCCGGUGUCCUACUUGUUCAGCGAUCCCGGCGAUCGCCGCUGUCCUCAGUACGUCUUCUUGGACGGUGCGAUGCGGAAGACCAUCCCCACUUGCAGUGCCAACAUCAUCAGUUGGCAUUUGAUGGAUGAGUCCAUCCCUGCGAUGAGCUCUGUGCGCUUCAUGGUGCAAGUGCAGAAUCCGCCGAUGACGCCCAGCAGUAACCUCUUCCAACUGCGGCAGAUUGACGCGAAUGGGACUCGAAAGUCCUCCCGGAUGUUGGAAGGCUACGAGAUUGUCCCCGAGCUGGACAGCCCCGUGAUCACACAGGCGCCCUCCGUCUUGCCCUGCCGCAUUGAUGUGAACUUAGUCACCGGUUUGGCCUGUGAAGGCACUGGCUCCUUCGCAACGGCCAUCAUCACUUUCACAGCUACACGCAGUGGCCAGCUGGUGUCUUUGCAAGCGAAGGUGGGCGAUGAAUCCUAUGACUUCACCAACGCACGCUUCGGGGAUGGCGUCGAUGGUCCCAUGGUGAUCUUCGGCCGCUCCAGAACCAUGGUGGUGAUCGAGAUGGAGGUGCAAAGCGGUUUCCAGUCGCAGAUCACGAUCCACAACAUGCAAAACCCCAUGACGCCGGGUCCUUCUACUUGGGCAGUGACCACCUACCUCAAGGGCCCUGUGCCGGGUGCUGUGGUGACCACAACAUUGAUGCCCUUGGUCACGUGCACUUCCAUCGGCGGUGCCUGCGGCAUGUUCCCCUCCCCAGAGGCCCGACGCGACGAGGGGUUAAACCUGCUGGGUCCGGACGUGCUGGGCUACAUCCGUGUGAUGCAGAAUUCCUUCAUCGAACCCAUCUACUACGGCGUGCCAAAUGCCUUGGUGACCUUCGAGCUGAGAGGGGAAACCUCUGCUGAUGUGAAUGAUGUCCUGGUGGUUCGCCGUCCCCCAGGCUAUACCUUGACAGAUGGCACCUUGAGAGCUCUAAGAUCGGUGAGCUUCGGGGAGAAUGGUCCAGACUUUCUGCGGAAGUGGAGCUCAGACUUCGCCAACCCAGAGGACUACUUUGCCGUGCUCACACAGCCUGUUCCCGCGCUCACGACGAUCCGCUUCCAGCUGGGCGUGGCAUCGCCGUCGCUGGCCGAGAAGGUGAUGAAUUGGUACUUCAAAACCUACCGUGUUCUGCCACUCUUGGACGAGGAUGGCGUCGUCGUGGAUGCUACGAUGCCAGCCUACCCCUGGAUCGGGCGAGCCAUUGCUGCCACGGGCACUAGUGACGGAGCCUUUACCGGUUUCUUGCUGGUGGGGCAAGUGCCCUUCACCGUGGUUCCAUCCUUGCAGACUCCUGGGGCAGAGAUCAAGCUCACGAUCAACUUCGGCGUCGCUGAUGGGGUUGAAGCGCAGGAAAGCGUGCGCAUGGAGGUCUUAGCACCCGAGGGCUUCGUCUUUGCGGACUCCUGCCGCUAUGGUGGUAGCCCCAUAUUCUCGAAGUGCACAGGCUUUCAGAACCAGGCGACCUUGGUGACAGCCAGACCUAGGCUAAGAGGCUCCGACAUCACGGUGGACUUAAGGGUGCGCAACCCGGGUUUGACACCGACCCCCAACUACUUCUACGUCUCCCUCUUCCAAGAUGAAGAGACUCAGUACGUGCGCUGGUCACAGUACCUGAGCUACGAGAUCAUGGGCAUGGGAGUCGUCUACAAAGGCAACAAUCAGCUGGGAGAGCCUGCGAGCGGCUACUUCACCUUCACUCCAGUGCGGCCCUCGCCUGCAGCUGUGGUGUACAUCGUGGUCACACCGCCACCAGACGCUGGCUUCCGGGUGUUAUGUACAGGAAUCAGUCCAUUGGGCUUCAUUUUCAUGCCGAACUGCGAGUCGGGCGCGGUGAACGAGCCGCUGAGCUUGCGCUUCAGCAAUGCCAGCCUGGAAGCAGGGAAGGCCUACACGGUGGGCGUGCGUGUCUUGAACCCCGGUGGCCGACCACCAGAUGCCACCAACUACUGGGGCAUCUCCUUGCAGGACCAUACUAGAGCUACCUUUGAUGCGAAUCUACGCAUUCCGGGGUUGGUGCUCAAAUCCAUUCCCAUUCGCUGCAAUGGCUUGGGCUGGACCAACUCCGACCCCCGAGUGCUGACGAUCGUCUUGAUCCAGCUGCGGGUUUUGCACGAGAUCCCCUCCAGGACUUUGCAAAGGUUCGUGGUCAGAGCGCCUGAGGGCAUCAUGUUCAAUGAAGAUCCCGCUAAGGUCUCGGUGCUACCCAAAGCUUUGCCUUUGCGCUUGGCCAUCCCCACGCAAGUGGCUGGGGAUUUGCUGUCUUUGUUCUUGGAUGAGCAGUCGCUGGUGGAGAUCGGCACCUACAACAUCCGCUUCGAAGUCAGCAAUCCCACUGUCUACCCGCACGACAACACCUGGUCCAUCUUCGCCAUGAAGGACAUCACGGUGGAGUUUGUGCAUGUCUUGACAGGCUACUACGAGGGCCAGGCCUCGCCCUUUGACAUCAAUGUGGCAACACAGGCUCAGACCAGCGCAGCCGGAACCCCGUUCCGCUUGCAGCUCUUGCUGACCGUCGUGGUCGUCAUGGCGAUAUUCCGGAUGUGAGAUGUUCAGGUGGACUCCAAAGAAAAGCAC
Messenger RNA from Durusdinium trenchii, 4786 nucleotides. The record is from the annotation of a GenBank genome assembly. Lineage: Eukaryota; Dinophyceae; Suessiales; Symbiodiniaceae.